Molecule: messenger RNA, 3054 nt
Organism: Equus quagga
Lineage: Eukaryota; Metazoa; Chordata; Mammalia; Perissodactyla; Equidae
Gene: GPATCH1
Product: G-patch domain containing 1
Exons: 20
Coding region: 10-2808 (932 amino acids)
Biological process (GO): mRNA processing
Cellular component (GO): nucleus
Molecular function (GO): RNA binding
Source: RefSeq, a predicted model, not a curated record
CGGAGCAGGAUGGCGGCGCAGGACAGUGACAGCGACGAGGACUUGGUCAGCUAUGGGACCGGCCUGGAGCCCCUGGAAGAAGGUGAAAGACCAAAGAAACCAAUUCCUCUUCAGGAUCAGACUGUCAGAGAUGAAAAGGGAAGGUAUAAACGAUUUCACGGAGCCUUCAGUGGUGGUUUCUCUGCUGGGUACUUCAAUACUGUUGGCUCGAAAGAAGGAUGGACACCCUCGUCCUUCGUGUCUUCACGACAGAACAGAGCAGACAGAUCUGUUCUUGGUCCUGAAGAUUUUAUGGACGAAGAGGAUCUUAGUGAAUUUGGGAUAGCGCCUAAAGCGAUUGUUACCACAGAUGAUUUUGCUUCUAAAACCAAAGACAGAAUACGAGAAAAAGCCAGGCAGUUAGCAGCUGCUACUGCCCCUAUUCCUGGAGCCACGCUGCUUGAUGACCUCAUAACACCAGCAAAAUUAUCUGUUGGUUUUGAAUUGCUAAGAAAAAUGGGCUGGAAGGAAGGACAAGGAAUUGGUCCUCGAGUAAAGAGAAGACCACGCCGACAAAAACCUGAUCCCGGAGUAAAAGUCUACGGCUGUGCCUUACCCCCCGGAGGCUCUGAAGGGUCUGAGGACGAAGAUGAUGACUACCUGCCAGAAAAUGUCACCUUUGCACCCAAAGAUGUCACACCUGUGGAUUUCACACCCAAAGAUAAUGUGCACGGACUGGCAUACAAGGGUCUGGAUCCCCGCCAAGCGCUGUUUGGGACCUCGGGAGAACAUUUUAACCUUUUCGGUGAGGGACCUGAGGGGGCCAGCAAUCUUCUUGGAGAUAUUGGAGUGAAUAAAGGAAGAAAAUUGGGAAUUUCAGGCCAGGCUUUUGGUGUUGGUGCCCUGGAAGAGGAAGAUGAUGAUAUCUAUGCCACAGAAACUCUAUCCAAGUAUGAUACCGUUUUGAAGGACGAGGAGCCUGGAGAUGGACUCUAUGGCUGGACAGCACCCAGGCAAUAUAAAAGUCAGAAAGAAUCAGAGAAAGAUCUUCGAUAUGUUGGCAAAAUUUUGGAUGGAUUUUCCUUGGCUUCUAAACCUUUAUCUUCUAAGAAAAUUUAUCCGCCACCUGAAUUGCCAAGAGACUAUCGACCAGUGCAUUAUUUCAGGCCUGUGGUAGCUGCAAGCUCAGAGAACUCCCACUUACUUCAGGUAUUAUCGGAGUCAGCUGGAAAGCCAAUGCAUGACCCAGGGACACACAGUAGGCACCAACUGAAUGCCUCCAAGCGGGGGGAGUUGCUGGGAGAAACGCCUAUUAAAGGGUCAGCUACUUCAGUGUUAGAAUUUCUGUCGCAAAAAGAUAAAGAGAGAAUCAAAGAAAUGAAGCAGGCAACUGACCUUAAAGCAGCCCAGGUCAAGGCCAGGAGUCUGGCCCAGCACGCCUCAGGCAGCAGAGCCCAGCCCUUGCCUGCAGACGUUGGACACUGCUCUUGGCACGUGGCGUUGAGCGGUGGGACAGCCACCACAAGAGCCAGCAGCUUCAAACCUUUUGCAAAAGAUCCAGAAAAGCAAAAACGAUAUGAAGAGUUUUUAGUAAAUAUGAAACGGGGUCGUAAAGAUGCUCUGGAACAAUGUCUGGAUCCCAGUAUGACGGAGUGGGAGCGAGGCCGGGAGCGGGAUGAGUUUUCCCGGGCAGCCCUGCUGUACGUGUCUUCCCACUCGACCUUGUCCUCCAGGUUCACUCAUGCCAAGGAGGAGGACGAUUCAGAUCAGGUGGAAGUCCCUCGAGACCAAGAGAAUGAUGUCAGUGACAAGCAGUCGGCUGUGAAGAUGAAGAUGUUCGGGACGCUCACCCGAGACACGUUUGAGUGGCACCCUGACAAGCUUCUGUGUAAGAGGUUUAAUGUCCCUGACCCUUAUCCAGAUUCAACUUUAGUUGGCUUACCAAGAGUGAAACGUGACAAAUACUCAGUCUUCAACUUUCUGACGCUGCAAGAGACAGCUUCCUUGCCUCCAGCUCAAGGAUCAAGUGAAAAAGUACCACAGCCCCGAGCUCCCGACAAAUCAAGAAAACCAUCCAGAUGGGAUACAUCUAAACAAGAAAAGAAGGAAGAUUCCAUUAGUGAAUUUUUAAGUUUGGCUAGAUCAAAAGUUGGUCCACCUAAACAAGAAUCCAGUCUGUCAGUAAAAAAAGAGGAAGAGCAUGUGACAGAAUCACUCUCAGAGCAGAUGGUAAACAAAGAAGUGGAUUCACAGCCUGAGGGAGAAGGUAGCCGCCCAUCCAUGGACCUAUUCAAGGCCAUCUUUGCCAGCUCCUCUGAUGAAAAGUCCUCGUCCUCCGAGGAUGAGCAAGGUGACAGCGAGGACGAUCAGGCGGGUGUCAGGGAGGCUGACUUCAAAAGUUCCCAAGAGACUGACUUGGUGGAAACAUCAUCUGCGGCACACGAUAGCAAGCUGCCACCCCAGGACCCUGCACCUUCCUUCCCGAUACAAAAGAUGCAGAUAGAUCAAAGAGAAGUGUUCGGCCCGCGGCUGCCACCUGUCUUCUGCCCCAAUGCUCGUCAGAAACUUGAAACACCUCAAAAAGAGAAACAUAAAAAGAACAAAGAAAAACACAAGACCAAGAAAGAGCACAGACGGAGGAAAGAGAAGAAAAAGAAACACCGGAAGCACAAACACAAAGGCAAACAAAAGAAUAAAAAGUCAGAGAAAAGUAGCAGUUCUGAGAGUACCGACAGCAGCGACAGCCAGAGUGAUGAUGAAGGGACUGCAGACCUGUCACCUCAGGAACUGCUGAGACGGCUGAAACGUCUUCCACUAAGGAGGCAGUGAUCGAAGCCCCCCCCACCCUGGCCUGCGCCAGCACCACACCCCCUCCAUGGUGGCCGCUUGUGGGUCGCUCAGUCAACAUUGUACAGAUUGUAUUUAGAUGUAAAUCAGCUGUGAAAUAGUUUUUAAACCUUAUCUCAAAGCUGCCUUGGAAGGUUGAAAAGAUUGAUUUCUAUUUUUAACUUCAGUUAGUGUCAGAGGAAAAAAUUCAGACUGUACAGUUUAAUUAAAAUGGACUUUUCUAUCUUC